AUGAGCAUUGAGUGCGACAGAGAAUUGCAGAAAUAUGUGGACUUGGAGGAGGAAAGACAGAAAAAUUCGCUUACGCUGAUAGCCAGCGAGAACUAUGUGUUUCCAGACGUGUACAGGUACUCCGGCUCUUUUCUUACAAACAAGUACUCGGAGGGAAGAGUUGGCGCAAGAUACUAUGGGGGAACAAAAUACAUUGAUAUGAUUGAAGAGCUGUGCCAGAAAAGGGCACUCGCUCUGUUUGGGCUCGACCCUUCUCUCUGGGGCGUGUGCGUCCAGCCGUAUUCUGGGAGUGUUGCAAACUUUUCUGCAUACUCUGCUAUGAUCCAGCCAGGAGGAAAGAUCAUGGGCAUGAACUUGCCGGCGGGCGGGCAUCUGACGCACGGAUUCCAAACCAAGGCCAAAAAGAUUUCUGGGACAAGCCUUUAUUUUUCGUCGUUCCCAUACGGCGUGGACAAAAAUGGAGAGCUGGACUACCAUGCGAUACGGGCGCAGUUUAACGAGGUCCAGCCAGAAAUACUGAUAUGCGGAUACAGUGCCCACUCGCAAGACAUAAACUAUGCAGAGCUGAAAGACAUUGUGGGGGACAGCGCAUUCCUCUACGGAGAUGUUUCGCACAUAUCUGCGCUGAUAGCGGCAGGCCUCAUGAACAGCCCAUUUGAGCACUGCGAUGUGGUGAUGACCACUACGCACAAAGGGCUUCGCGGGCCCAGAGGGGGAAUAAUAUUUUACAGAAAAAAUGCCACAAUAAAGGGCGUUGCACACAACCUGGAGGCAAAGAUGCACUCGGCAGUGUUUCCGCUGAUGCAGGGAGGGCCGCACAACCAGACAAUAGCCGGAACCGCGCACGCAAUGUACAUGGCGUCUCUUCCAGACUUCAAGGAGUACGCGCGCCAGGUUGUUUCCAACGCAAAGGUGCUGGAAGAGUUUUUCACCCAGAACAAGUACGAUAUUGUCACCGGCUCAACUGUGAACCACAUGAUCAUUGUGGACCUCACAAGCAAGGGCGUGACGGGCGCUGAGGUGGAGGAAAUGUGCGACAUUAUCGGGGUUAGCAUCAACAAAAACACAGUCCCAACGGACACCUCGCCCUUCAACCCGUCAGGCAUCCGCCUGGGCACAUAUGCGAUCACCACGCGAGGAUUCAGGGAGGCCCAGACCCGAAGAGUCGCUGAGGUGAUACAUGCUGCGGUUGAAAUUCUGCAGGCCCACAAAGAAGAGCGCGCAGGCGUUUCUGUACAGGAGUGGAUGCAUGCCAGCAAAAUCGUCGAGUCAAAAGAAGUAGCAGAUGCCCGGCUGAAAGUGCACCAGCUGGCAGAGCUAUUCCCAGUCCCUGAGUAG
Nematocida major is the source of this 1338-nucleotide messenger RNA. Its product is annotated as glycine hydroxymethyltransferase. Gene Ontology annotation, cellular component: cytoplasm. The transcript has a single exon. Gene Ontology annotation, biological process: L-serine catabolic process; tetrahydrofolate interconversion; folic acid metabolic process. The record is from RefSeq and is a predicted model, not a curated record. The coding region runs from base 1 to 1338 and encodes 445 amino acids. Gene Ontology annotation, molecular function: zinc ion binding; pyridoxal phosphate binding; serine binding. NCBI's taxonomy places the organism in Eukaryota, Fungi, Microsporidia.